AUGGAGUAAUGAUAACAGGAGGAGUGUGUCGGAUGGCAACAACAUGGCGGGUUCGACUACAGCAUGUCUAACCUCGUGCUCACCCUUCUUGACUACCUGCCUUUUGAUGUAGGCACCCCGUUUGCCAUUCUGGAUCACGCUGUGCGAGAUUUCGUCCGGUGGCUUCGCCGGACCAGCCAACGGACGGAACCGGACUGCGAGAAUGGACAUGGUAGCCUUGAGUUAGAUCUUUUUGGCCGAGUGUCCGGGGAUGAGGGAGAGCUUGGUAGACAUAUGAGUAUGGCUAUUGAUAUUGAGACCGGUCUCCAUGUCCCUUGUGAUGAGGGAGACGAGAUGAAGGAAGAGGAGACAAUGAACCUGGUGUUCGCACCCGAGGUUCCAUGGAACCCUAUGUUCUAUUAUCCACAAGAAUCCGAGUUCUUCACUGGUGAAUUGUCAUCGUCUACCUCCAGUGCGCAUAGUGAAGUAUCACCACAACUUACCGGAAUUUGUGAUGAGGGUAGCGAGCUUCGUUUCAUUAUCACAGAGCAGCCACAGUCGCAUAAGAACAACCAAGAUGUGAAACCUGAGACAACCGAUCCGGUAGAAGAUAGUGCUGCACUAGAGAUAAGUGCUGCGGGGGAAUUGUCCGAAGAAUCGGACAGCUCGCAAGAGUCGGACAGUGAGAUGGAAGUGUUGGAGUGCGCAAUGGCAAAAGUUCACAAGCGUGUUUUAUUCAAAUUAAGUGAUGACGGGGAAGGCAUGGCGUCCAGUUUUGAUUCGAUAAGAGAGAGCUAUAGUAGUGAAGCGAGGGAACAAGAAGACCACAAGACACAGCAAUCCUGCACACAGGGAUCCCAUAAGGAGCUUUUUUGUGGCGAGGAUACCCUUGGAGCCCUACAUGAAGACAUUGACGAAAUCAAAUCCAUCCUUCUUCUGUUGGCAUCUCAACUGCAAACAACAGACAGAGACGAAGCUGAAGGGGCUGCGUCCAUCCAAGAACAAAUGGAUUUCACGACUUUUCUCGAAGACGGACGAAGGAAUUUUGAAAGGGAUGGUAAAGGUGACAUCGUAAUUGAGCAAGAUGGAAGUCUCACAGAGCCUGUGCAAAAGGCGCUGAGGUAUAUGAAGAUUUACGAUUCUAUGUCGGAUGAGAUGCACGCUCUGAGAGUUGGGCUUGAACGGCUGGAGAUAACCAUGCAAGUAAUGGAGUCUGAGGAUGAACCAUCUCACCACUAGACCCGCCCGCAGAAUGAGUGAACGGUUGGCACAGGUAGCUCUUCAAGCAAAAUAGAUCAACUACAGAUUUCGGUAACCACUGUAAGAGAACAUACGAGCAUAAAAGGCUUGUAAUAAAUUAAAUUUGUUCCA
Molecule: messenger RNA, 1350 nt
Organism: Nematostella vectensis (starlet sea anemone)
Lineage: Eukaryota; Metazoa; Cnidaria; Anthozoa; Actiniaria; Edwardsiidae
Exons: 2
Coding region: 64-1218 (384 amino acids)
Source: RefSeq, a predicted model, not a curated record